This is a messenger RNA of Schistocerca nitens (vagrant locust), 753 nucleotides long. RefSeq names its product sperm acrosomal protein FSA-ACR.1-like. The transcript has 2 exons. The record is from RefSeq and is a predicted model, not a curated record. Bases 1 to 753 code for a protein of 250 amino acids. Lineage: Eukaryota; Metazoa; Arthropoda; Insecta; Orthoptera; Acrididae.
AUGUGGCGUGGCAGGGACGCGCAGCGCCGCGCCGCUUCGUGGUCCGCGCCAGCCACGUCCGCUUGUGGCCUGGACUGGUGCGCCGAUGGGACUCGCGGGCCGGAGACGUCCAAGUGGGGCGCUGCUGAGCCGGAGACGCCAAGUGGGGCGCUGCUGAGCCGAAGACGUCCAAGUGGGGCGCUGCUGAGCCGGAGACGUCCAAGUGGGGCGCUGCUGAGCCGGAGACGUCCAAGUGGGGCGCUGCUGAGCCGGAGAUGUCCAAGUGGGGCGCUGCUGAGCCGGAGACGUCCAAGUGGGGCGCUGCUGAGCCGGAGACGUCCAAGUGGGGCGCUGCUGAGCCGGAGACGUCCAAGUGGGGCGCUGCUGAGCCGGAGACGUCCAAGUGGGGCGCUGCUGAGCCGGAGACGUCCAAGUGGGGCGCUGCUGAGCCGGAGACGUCCAAGUGGGGCGCUGCUGAGCCGGAGACGUCCAAGUGGGGCGCUGCUGAGCCGGAGACGUCCAAGUGGGGCGCUGCUGAGCCGGAGACGUCCAAGUGGGGCGCUGCUGAGCCGGAGACGUCCAAGUGGGGCGCUGCUGAGCCGGAGACGUCCAAGUGGGGCGCUGCUGAGCCGGAGACGUCCAAGUGGGGCGCUGCUGAGCCGGAGACGUCCAAGUGGGGCGCUGCUGAGCCGGAGACGUCCAAGUGAUUUCGAAGAGGUCGAGGGGUCUGUUACACCGCCCCCGACGAACGUAUCACAGCAGCCAUGCAGGUAG